Molecule: messenger RNA, 1232 nt
Organism: Durio zibethinus
Lineage: Eukaryota; Viridiplantae; Streptophyta; Magnoliopsida; Malvales; Malvaceae
Source: RefSeq, a predicted model, not a curated record
AACGCAGGUGAAAUGUAGCGUAUUAAUUCCACGAACAGCUUAACGUGUUGAAACACGUUUCUUGCUCGACACUUCGCAUCUAUUCUCAGAAUCAGUAGAGAGAGUGCUCUUUGAAAUUAUCAUUAUUUAAAGAAGUGUUUCUUUUUCUUCUUCUUUGUUCGACAAUCGCUAUAACAUUUCUGAAUCUGAAUCCAAAUUUCCAUCGAAAGAUUAGGGCUUUCACUCGAUUCUCAAUGGACAGAAUCAGAAGAGCUUCUCAUGCAGGAUCUUGGUACACUGAUAACCCUAAAAAAUUAGCGGAAGAGCUUGAUGGAUGGAUCAGGGCGGCUGGCUUGCCUAAAUCUUCUGAUGUAAGAGGUGUAAUAGCUCCUUCUCGGGUAUUCGUUCUUGGUCCAUCUCACCAUUAUUACACUCCAAAAUGUGCAUUGUCAACUGCUACAGUUUACAAGACACCAAUAGGGGACCUACCUAUUGAUUUGGAAGUCAUUGAAGAGCUGAAAGCUACUGGAAAAUUUGAAUUGAUGGAUCUACGAGUUGAUGAAGCUGAGCAUAGCAUGGAAAUGCACUUGCCUUAUCUUGCAAAAGUAUUUGAGGGGCAUCCAGUGAAAGUUGUGCCCAUUUUGGUUGGUGCUCUUAGUGCUGAAAAUGAAGCAAUGUACGGAAAAUUGUUGGCCAAAUAUGUAGAUGAUCCUCAAAAUUUCUUCUCUGUGUCAUCAGAUUUUUGUCACUGGGGUUCUCGGUUCAAUUACAUGCACUAUGACAAGAAGUAUGGGGCCAUACACAAAUCAAUUGAGGCCUUAGACAAGAUGGGUAUGGAUAUAAUAGAAACAGGAGAUGCAGAUGCAUUCAAAGAAUAUCUGUUGGAGUAUGAUAACACUAUCUGUGGACGCCAUCCAAUUAGUGUUUUCCUUCAUAUGCUGAGGAACAGCUCAACAAGAAUAAAGAUCAAAUUCCUCCGGUAUGAGCAAUCUAGUCAGUGCAAAACUAUGAGAGACAGUAGUGUAAGUUAUGCAUCUGCGGCAGCAGAGGUGGAUGCUUGAAGAUGUAAAAAAAGUAUUCUCACUGGUGUGAGAACUUCUGGCAAUUUAAACUCGUUUGAUUUGAAUGUAAUAUCUAAAAUAAUUACAUGCAUUUGCAAGACCCAUUAGUUGGUGGGUUCCGCGUUCGUAGAUCGAGACUAAUAAUGGUACUUGUUUCUGCAAAUUACUGAUUAGGUCCUGCUUGUUUCGGUA